Lampris incognitus (smalleye Pacific opah) is the source of this 2310-nucleotide messenger RNA. It is a transcript of the gene gas1a, whose product is annotated as growth arrest-specific 1a. The record is from RefSeq and is a predicted model, not a curated record. NCBI's taxonomy places the organism in Eukaryota, Metazoa, Chordata, Actinopteri, Lampriformes, Lampridae. The transcript has a single exon. Gene Ontology annotation, biological process: regulation of cell cycle. The coding region runs from base 553 to 1335 and encodes 260 amino acids.
CAGACCAGACUUGUUGCUCUCCUGGAGGAUUUGUUUGCUCUCCCGCGGGUUCCGAAGAGCGCUGCGAGAUUAAAGUUGGUCGACUGAAACGAGCGGAGGAGCGCGUCGUCGGCGUGUCGGCGAGAUCCGCAGGCUUUCCGCCCGCGUCGGGGGAGAGAGAGGACGCGGAGGACGCGGAGGACGCGAGAGGGACUCGCGGAGCCGCGGCCGGCUCUGUCGCGCUCGUCCCGUCGGAAUGUAAAGAGAAACUUUGUGUCUAGUUUGGUGUUGAGUCGCGGCGCGUGUACGGCUCGCCUUCCGCGUCCGCGUGCACCAUGUAUGGAUAAAGAGGAGGCUGCGGGGGGGAAAGUAUGACGGGACGGUGGAUGUCCACACGGGAUCGAGUCCACGCCAGCGCACACCCUCGCAUACGGAACUAACGCACCCGACUCCCCCGCGACACCCAUGGAAGUCGUGUAGAGCCGUUCGCCAUCACUCCUAUGACCCCGAGUUCGAACCCGCAGCAGCAGCAGCAGCAGCAGCAGCAGCAGGAGCAGCAGCAGCCCCGCACCGAUGGCACCUUCUGACACUCUGACGCGGAGCCUCCGCACAUCCAUGUGGCCCGCCGGCUGCCUCCUGGCGCUGCUGGGCUGCUUGGCGGUGGCGUCCCCGUCCCACGGCCGGCGGCUCAUCUGCUGGCAGGCGAUCCUCAACUGCCAGGCGGAGUCCGAGUGCCAUUACGCGUACGGCCAGUACAUGCACGCCUGCAGCCCCAUCUUAAACGGCGAGAGGAGGAAGUGCCCCAGCCACUGCAUCUCCUCGCUCGUCCAGCUCAACCUGACCAAGAACGGCCCGGCGCUGGAGGACUGCAGCUGCGCCCAGGACCCGGUCUGCACGAGCACGAAGCGGGCCAUCGAGCCGUGCCUGCCCCGGACCAGCAGCACGGGCUGCACGGAGGCGCGCCGCCAGUGCGAGCGGGACCAGCAGUGCAGCUCGGCGAUGCGCGGCUACCUGGUGCACUGUGGCAAGCUGUUCAGCGGGGCCGUGUGCACCAACGCCUGCCGCAGCGUCAUCGCCGACAUGCGCAAGAUCCCCAAAGCGCUGCAGCUGGACACUUGCGUGUGCGACGGCACGGAGCGCGCCAUCUGCGAGUUCGUCAAGACCAGCAUGAAGAACCUCUGCUUCGACUCCCCCGUGCAGGACGACGGCAGCGGGCUGGAGGACUACGAGGAGGACGACGAGGAUUUGGUGCGCGACCCCGCGACGGACGAACUCAGCCGGGGCUCCUCCGUCGCUGCCGCCCACGGCCUUCUGACCCCGCUGGCAUCCAUUUUGGCUCUAUGGGCUCUCCUCUAAUCCCCCACCCCUCGAGUUCAUAAUCUGCCCCAAAACUAUUGUUGGGAUCAAAAGCAAUCUAAACUUUGUGUCAGUCCGUGACCUCCUGCCAUUGUGAUGGAGCUCCGGGGGUGGGGGGGGGUGGGGGUCCUGGCGCAGGCCUGCUUUGUUUGAAUUGAGACUUUAUUUUCUCCAGUUCCGAAGGCCAUCAUCGCCUCACCCCGGGAUUUACUAUGCAAAUUCAACUCUGGACUUCAUAUCGCUGCACUACAGAAGGAGCUGCACCCUACCCCACCCUACCCCACCACACCACACCACACCCCACCACACCCCACCCCACCACACGGUCCUCUCCGCACCCUCGCCUGGCCAGCCGGGUCAGACGGGCCCCUCCUCAGGUGGCGGCGGCCUGGUGUGGCUGGGCCGGCCGGACGGACGAGGUGGUGCAGGGUGGUGUGCCAGGACACCACGUCGCAGUGGACUUGCUCUCGGACGUGUGUAAUCGGUAGACGCUGUGCACUGCCCAUCUUCUGAGAGAUACCACAUAGUUUUCUACGAGCGGCAGCAGCUGCCGGGGCCCCCGGCGGCAGCUGCGGGGCCCCCGGCGGCGGCGGCGGGGGCAGCUGCGGCUCCGCUCUCGCGAGUGUUUCAGGCCGGGAGGUGUACGUACGUAUGGACUUGUACAUAAACAGGAGGUAAACGAAACAGUAAUUUAUUACACGCUCUCCGGCCACGUGCACCCAGACGUCCGUGUGAAUAAGGAAAGUAGGAAUUCCAGCUUUAAAGGGAACGUAUAUGUGUAUUUUCUCUCAACACAGUAUGUACAUUGUGUAUAUGUGUAUAGCCUAUAGAUUUUUUUCAGAGAAACCUUUACGUGUGGGGCUAUGAGGAGGGUCAUCACUGUGUAGCCUGGACAAAGAAACGUCUGAAUCCACUGUACGAUGCGAUGCCUCCAUGCUAUUCCUUUAUAGAGGGCAUAAAGACACUUGAUAUCAA